GUCUCACUUCCAUCUCGUAUCGUGAGUCUCCGGUCGAACGCUACACGGACGAUCUUGCCGGUGACUCACCCGAAUCCACCGGCUGUCCCGCUUCAGCACAGCAACAAGCAAACGUUCCAAGAUGAAGGGGUUUAUGAAGGCGGUCAACCGCACGCCGCACCAGCUUACUAGCCGGAUAGGCAUGACCAAGAAGUCCAGCGACCCAGAGUUUGACGACUUUAACCGGAAAUUCACCGCCAUCGAAGCCGGGACGGAAAAGAUCCUCAAAGACUCUGGCACCUUCCGAGAUGCCGUCCAGACGCUCUUGUACUCGGGCUCGUCGUUUUCGAACUCGUUCAACACUCUUUUCGCCCCGCUCGGUGCCGAGUACAACCUCGGGGCCAAGUUUCCCAACUCGGAGGUGACGAUCCAGAAUAUCGGGAGUUACCAGGCGUUGAUGGAGGAACUGCGGGAGACCCUGAAUCCCGAGCUCGAACUGAUCGACUCGAGGGUGAUCGUACCUUGCAAGGAGCUCCAGGAUAUCUGCAAGCGGAUCCGAAAGACGAUCGUCAAGCGGGACCACAAGUUGGUCGACUUCGACCGUCAUAACAAUUCGCUCAACAAACUCAGGGAGAAGAAGGAAAAGAGCUUGAGCGACGAGAAGAACCUCUUCAAGGUCGAGCAAGAUUUCGAGAUUGCAAGCAACGAAUAUGAACAUUGGAACACCCUCGUCAAGCAGGAACUGCCCCACUUUUUCCAGCUCUCGACCUCGUUCAUCGAGCCCAUCUUCCACAGUUUCUACUAUAUGCAACUCAACUGUUUCUACUUGAUGCAAGAAAAAUUGCAAUCGUUCGCCGAUGGCAAGUACGAUCUCUCGAGGACCGACGUAGAGAACGUCUACUUCGAGCAACGUGGAGAUGCGGCCGAGCAUCUGGAAGAGUUGACCAUCACCAAGCGGAUGGUCUCGACUGCCAAACUCAUGGCAGACCGUCGGGUCGCCUCUGGUAGCAGCUAUGGAGGCAAACCUGGAAUCGGAAGAACCUCUUCGAUCUCGUCGUCCAUCAAGUCUCCCAGCCUCGCUCGACAGCCUUCAACAAGCAAAUACGGUUUGCCGCCUCCCGUCCCGGCGCCCAUGGUCGCGGCGCCUCCUCCUUACACUACGGGAGAGAAGAGCGGUGCCGGGCUCACCUCGGCCGGCUCGAUCAAGAAGGCACCUCCCCCACCCCCGCCGAUGAAGCGAGCGGCAUCCAACGUACCGCCCGCCGAGUAUUGCGUCGCCUUGUUCGAUUUCGCUGCUCAGGCUGAAGGCGAUCUCAGCUUCUCCGUUGGAGACAGGAUUCAGAUCAUCGAACGUAGCGAAUCUCAGGAUGACUGGUGGACAGGAAAGGUUCAUGGUCAGACAGGUUCCUUCCCCGGAAGCUACACCCAGCUCGAAUAAGGCCCGUGUAGAAACGGACAAGGAUGACCGUAAGCGAGCUUCUGACAUUUGGGGCAUAAUCUCGAUCGUCGGCGUUCCGAGCUCUCUACGCGGCUUGAUGUGGAUUUCUUGUUUCACUUUGCAAUCUUGUAGAUGUUAAUAUUAAAUUUCGAUGAGGACGCGCUAU
Molecule: messenger RNA, 1583 nt
Organism: Filobasidium floriforme
Lineage: Eukaryota; Fungi; Basidiomycota; Tremellomycetes; Filobasidiales; Filobasidiaceae
Exons: 9
Coding region: 122-1417 (431 amino acids)
Biological process (GO): plasma membrane tubulation; actin cortical patch localization; endocytosis
Cellular component (GO): mating projection tip; medial cortex; actin cortical patch
Molecular function (GO): protein binding; lipid binding
Source: RefSeq, a predicted model, not a curated record